GUCAGGGGGUUGGGGGGGGCGGUUAAGGCAUUCUUGUGCCUAUUUGAGAGCCCACUAAAAAUAGUGCAGAAGGAGCAGGCUAUGUGUACACAUGCUUGUGUCUGCUUGGAAAACAGAGCCUCAAUUCAGAACUGUGGGGCAUCUGUCAAAGAGGGACGUGACCUCUUCCUUGCUGCCUUUCUACAGUGGCUUAAAGGAAUUAAAAAGAAGAAGAAAAAAGGAAAAUAUUUUAGGGGACUAGAACUUUAGAGCACAUUGAAAUGGGUUCACGGCGGACAAUGCCACGUUCCCGUUCCGCUAAUGGAAGAUUCGGCCACGGGAAUGGAAUCACUGGCAAUAGCCGGCCUGGAGGCUGCAGCUACAUCUCCAACGUCAGGCCAGAGAACAGGAGCACACUGUGCAGCGUGAUAGCUCAACUGACACAGGAAACACAGCCCGCCUUCUUGACCACUCUCAAGUCCAAAGCUGUGUCAGAGAGCUCCAAUGUCAAGUUCUUCUGUGUGGUGACGGGUUAUCCUAUUCCUCAACUUACUUGGUAUAAGGAUGACAAACAGUUGGACAGAUUCUGUGGACUUCCCAAAUAUGAAAUAUUUCGCAAUGGGCAAACGCAUUCUCUGCAUAUUUACAAUUGUACUUUGGAGGACGCAGCCAUCUACCAGGUAUCGGCCACUAACGCCAAAGGCAUCGUGUCGUGCUCCGGGGUUCUGGAGGUGGGCGCAAUGAACGAGUUCAAGAUCCACCAGCGCUACUUUGCCAAAAUUAAGCAGAAAGCGGAGAGCCGAGGCAAAGAAACUGAUGGCAAGGAGAACCAGGAACCAAUUCGCAAAAUCAGCCCCGAACGCUCGCAGAGGAAGCGACGCUCCACCACGGAGGUCCUCCUGACCAUACCGAGCUCCACGGAGGACAAGGUCACGGAGGAGUUAAUUGAGUCUGUCUGUGAUGAUUCAAAGGUGAGGUUGGAGAAACCAGUGGAGGAAUUGGUGGGAGAGAAAUCGGCACCCUUGACUAAGACUUGUGCGAAAACAAAUGAGAAUGGAAUCCUUGGUGGUAUUGACAAGACUCCUUUUGUCCAGAAGAAGAUCAAGAUUUUCCCCAGAAGUGAGAAGAAGCCCGAGGAACCCAUAGAGGUAGAGAGUUGCAGAAACAUUGCAGAACGUCAAAACAGAGCGCCUUUUGGAAAAUUGUUAAGGAAAAAAAGUUCGGAGGCACUUCGAACUCCGGAAGGUGUGAAGAAAGACAAGGAAAGUGUCUUUAAACGUGACGAGAAAGUGUCAGAGAUGGACCCUCGCAGACCCUCCAGAUUUCGAAAUGCGCCACAACCCCAACAGCCCUCGAACCGAGUCAUGCACCACACAGCUGAUCCUGGAUCAGUGGAUGGCAUCCUUAAGAAGAAGGGUCCCUCACCUGACCAGACCUCAGAUCAGCCGCCGCAAAAGGAAACAAAAGUGACAGAAAGGAAUCCGUCCACGCAGAAUGAGGUUACACAGGCCCCUACAUGGAUGAGAGGGAAUGAUGCACCUGUCAACCCGGAGGCUCCACCUGACCGGCGUUUGGCAGCAGCAGAUGCACGACCGCAGCGGAAAAUCCCACCAAAAGGAGCCGCUAAAACAGAGGACCCCCGCCUCCAUUUUGUCGCACCUAUUGUCAAAUCACCACAACACAGACGGCAUCAUUCCAAGGGAUUAAAGGAAAGCCUUGCGGCCCCACAAAAAUCGGAACCUCUUUCAAUUGCCGAGAGACAAAGCCAACCUGAUUUACUUGUAAAAUGUGUUGAAGGGAUUGGAGUACAAGGUUAUAAAAAGGCAGAUGAAAAUAAGGUGAAGACGUCAAAAGAAAAGACUGUUAAAUCUGUGAGCGAAACCACUAUUAGACCCAAGAGUCAACAACUAGAACACACCAGAGAUAAAGGCACUGAAGUCCCUAAACCCAUGGUUGUGUCUAAUAAGGAUAAAAAAACAUCCAGUGGAAAACUCAACUCGGAAUUACAGUUUAAUAAACAAACUAAAGUUGUAAUUGCUGACCCAUACAAAAGAACUCCCAGUUUAAAUGAACAGCAACCCACAAACGUCCGAGAAAUCCCCAAACCUUUGACCAGAGUCGUAUCUGUUGCAGAACGUACGAAAGGCCAAAUAAGGGCUCAUGACACAGCGGUAACAAGUUGUGCUAAAGACAUCCCUGCAGAUUCCGUAGCACGUCCCACUACAGCAGACAAACGUCAAGACCUUAGAAAUGAAGAAACUAAAAUUACAGCUCAAGAGAGAAAGACAGCACCUGAUAUCAUACCCAAGAAUCAUGUUUUUAGAACUACUCCAAAGGAACAUUUCAUGCAGGAAAGCCAUCCAGAAAAGAAUAAGAUUGCUCCAAAGCCUCCAAGUCCUUGUCCUUCACCUGCCACUGAUUCCCUCAGCGUAGAAUGCCCUCAGGAUGUCAUUGCCUUGCCCAAUGCAGGUUCUUCAACGAACAAUGGUUCUAAUCCUGUGAAUGCGAAAGAGAUUGCAACUCAAGGGAGGACGCCUGUUCAUCAAACGUCUCCAAAGGAAAAUCUUGUGAAGCAAAAUCCUCUUGGAAAGACAAGGACUUUCCCGGAGGAUCCUAGUAUUUGUCCUUCGUCUGUCAUAGAUCCCCUUAGCAUGGAAGGCAAAAUAGAUGAGGCAGACGUUCCCGAUGCAGGUUCUUUAAAUAACUUCUCUUCUGUUCCUGUUAAUCCUAGAGAGGUAGAAAAUGAACUGAAAAAACGAGUACCUGAUAGAACAUUUCAACAUGUUGGUGAUCAAACCUCACCAAAUGACAAUCUUGUAAAGCAAAGUCAUCUGGGGAAGCGUAGUACUUUUCAGGAACAUUCUAGUCCCCGCCCUUCAUCUGUUAUUGAUCCCCUCAUUAUACAAUGCCAUCAAGAUGUUGCGGCCAUUCCCCACGCAGGUUCUUCAAAGACUUACCCUUCUGCUCCUGUAAAUCCGAAGGGGGAAGCAACUAAAAGACCCACAUCAAGAACCAAAAGUGAUCCGAUUCAAGGUAAACAAUUGGGACUUGUGGAAAAGUUCAUCCCAGACAUUAAAUUUGAGGAGAUUAAUGGAACCACUUCCCAAACACUGAUAAGACAACACAGUCCAACCAGUGGCCCACAGAGGGCGUUGAGAAUUUCCAGGACAAAUGUCCAUGGUGAAGAUACACAAGAAGACAACCUUCAUAUCCAUCGGGGGUCAAUGGAUGAAGACAUUGAAGGGAUCGAUAUCUUCGCAAAUUCAAAUCUCAAAGUCAGUCCUUUAUCGCAGAAGGGAGAGUGUGAUUCGUUGCUUACUCCUGCGACUCCACAAGAAUUGGCCUCAGGGGCCCGUUGUAAGAUCCUUUCAUCCAAGGACAAACUGGAGGAGACCAUCUUAACAUCUGAUCACCAACUUGAGAAGCAAGAGGUUUCUCCCCCAGACGGCACACUUCCCACCAGUCCCGUGUCAAUUGUUUCAUCUCCAGACAGUUCCCAACGGUCACCUCUCCUUCUUCAGCCCAAGGAUGAUAGCUCUUCUCCUGUAGAAAAAUGUUCGCCAAUGCUGGGAAGAAAUCACCAACUUGAGAAGCAAGAGGUUUCUCCCCCAGACGGCACACUUCCCACCAGUCCCGUGUCAAUUGUUUCAUCUCCAGACAGUUCCAAACGGUCACCUCUCCUUCUUCAGCCCAAGGAUGAUAGCUCUUCUCCUGUAGAAAAACGUUCGCCAAUGCUGGGAAGAAAGAAUGUGACCGCUGAAUCAAAUGCUUCAAGCCAACCGCCCAAUGAACCCAUCCAAAGUGAUAAAACUGAGAAGGAUCGACGGGACCCAUGCAAAGCCCCUCAGGUUAUCCGUAAGAUCCGCAGUGAGAGCUUUGCAGAUGCCUCGGGGCACCUUAAACUGUGGUGCCAGUUCUUCAAUAUUCUCACCGACUCGACUAUCACUUGGUACAGAAAUCAAUUGGAGAUUGCCCGGAUUACAAAAAGUGCGGCAGAUGAAAGCCAGGUCAAUCUGGCUGUUGUUCAAGCAUCAAGCAAAGACUCUGGAGUUUACAAAUGCACAAUCACAAAUGACUAUGGAAGUGACUCAACUGAUUUUCUGCUUGGUCCAGACAUCUUGGCAGGUAUUUCUCUCCGUGAGGACCACAGUGUUGGGGAAGAGAUAGAAAUGGCGCCAUUGGUGUUCAGCAAGGGCGUGGCCGACAGUGGUGUCUUGGGCAGCAAGUUGUUCGGCCGUGUCAUGGUGCACAAAUCCUGUAUUGGCAAAGGCUGUGGCCGCAAGGUGUGGAGGGCUAAAGUCAUCUAUGGCCUGGAGCCUGUGUUUGAAUCCGGUCAUACGUGUAUCAUCAAAGCCCAACGUCACAUCGCUUACGGCGGCAAGGAGGAACACGGCCUCACAGACAGGAACCUGGACUUAGUCAAGCAGGACUGUAAAAUUCAGAAUCUGGCUCGUGAGUACUGCAAAAUUUUCUCCGCAGAGGCAAGAGUUAUCGAGAACUUUGGGGCUCCUCUCGAGGUCAUCCCUGUCUACUUGAUGUAUCGGCCAGCAAACACCAUCCCUUAUGCCACGGUGGAGACUGACCUGGCUGGAGUCUAUCAGAAAUAUGUAGUUAUGGAUCAUACGGGGAGGAUCGAAAUGAAAACCACCUCUGAGGUCGAGCUCAAGUGUUGUGCUCUGCAGCACUGGAUCUUUCAAUGGACCAAUGGAAAUCUGCUCAUCACCCGCCUUGAAGGGGUUGAUACAAGGAUCACCAACGUUGGAAUUACAGUCAAAUAUACAGGACAUCAAGGUCUACAAAUGGAAGGCAAGCCUCAAAUAUUUGAGGGGUUCGUCUCGCAGCACCAGUGUAACUAUUUCUGUGGUCUGCUGGGCCUGAGGUCGCUCAAAUUUUUGGACUCUCUAAUGGCACCAGCCAAGCCCAAAGGCUCCAGAAGCCCAUUGCAGCAGCGCAAGAGUCAGGCUCCUGGCCCCUGCAGCCCACAGGCUUGCAGGAGAGCAACCGGCAGCCCCCGGAUGCUCAGAAAAGCUGAGCAAGACGCCGCAAAGAGCCCGAACACUGUUGUUGAAGUCUCAUUGUGAAGCAUGACAUGACUUUACCAGAUACCAUUCCAUGUGUUUAUAUGGAUUAUUUUUUCAAGACUCAAGUCCCUUACUUUUAAGUAUUGCACCGAUUAAAUCAAUUAAUCAACUUGCUGGACUGCUUGACGAUACAUCAAUCUUUUUCUUACCGAGAAAUGAUUGCAUGCUUCCAACUUUAUGUAAACAGUCUGAGGAAGCCCCAGACCACAAGCCCACCCAACAAUUUUGGGAUAAUCUAGAGCAGAGAUUUUAAUUUGUUGAAAUAAAACGUAUUCCCACAUGAUGUCCAUAUUUUCUUUAUUUUUACUUCUUUAUGGUUUCACAAUACUUUUGCGUGGUUAAUUUCUGAAAUCUAAUGUGUGAGAGACCCAACAUUAGACCAUAAAUAUGGACAUUUUGUUCUUAUAAUGUUUUAUUUUCAUCCCUUAAUUAAAAGUCACUUUUACAAAGAAGAGGACAUACUAUUAUGGUUAUUAUUAUUAUUAUUAGUAGUAGUAGUAGAAGUCGUACUGGUUAUCUGGUAACUCCACCGCAGUGAAAAUGUCUUGCCAGGUCUUCUUGUCAUUUCUACAAUAGUAGGACCGAUUUUAAAAACACUCGUCUCUCUCACUUUGAGCAAAGCACUGUUGCUGGUUGGCCUGAAUUGUUGUACUGAUAUACGCUUCUGUUGUCUUGAUUGGUUAUCGCCAUGUUUCACGUGACAACCACAGAGUCAGUGGCUUGAACGUCCUCUGUGCAUUAAAACAACAUUCAUAAAUAUUGAACAUGUUUACCAUUAUUAAGUUCAAAUCAACUUUUUUACAGCUGGAAGCCAACCAUGCAGGAAUGUAAAAAUUGCGCUGUCACAUGACAGAUGUACAGUGACACACACACUCAUUGUUUAUUCCUUCAGAACCGCGUCAUGGUCAAUGUAGCUGGUUGUAAAAUAAAACAAAGCUGUAUGUAUAAA
Molecule: messenger RNA, 6009 nt
Organism: Hippocampus zosterae (dwarf seahorse)
Lineage: Eukaryota; Metazoa; Chordata; Actinopteri; Syngnathiformes; Syngnathidae
Gene: alpk3b
Product: alpha-kinase 3b
Exons: 14
Coding region: 261-5060 (1599 amino acids)
Biological process (GO): cardiac muscle cell development; protein phosphorylation
Cellular component (GO): nucleus
Molecular function (GO): protein serine/threonine kinase activity; ATP binding
Source: RefSeq, a predicted model, not a curated record